Salvia splendens (bonfire salvia) is the source of this 525-nucleotide messenger RNA. Its product is annotated as ethylene-responsive transcription factor ERF104. Gene Ontology annotation, molecular function: DNA-binding transcription factor activity; DNA binding. The record is from RefSeq and is a predicted model, not a curated record. Gene Ontology annotation, biological process: regulation of DNA-templated transcription; ethylene-activated signaling pathway. The transcript has a single exon. Bases 50 to 457 code for a protein of 135 amino acids. Lineage: Eukaryota; Viridiplantae; Streptophyta; Magnoliopsida; Lamiales; Lamiaceae.
AUAAAGUCAAUAUUUAAGUAAACUUUGUUUGACACAUAAUUUGGUAUCCAUGGUGCUCCCCGACGAAGUUUCCGCCAUCGAAAGAAUCCGAAUGCAUCUCUUGGGAGAGUCCGAGACUGAUGGCAACGCCGCUAGAACUUUCACUCCGUCCUCGGUUUCAAAGGUGGAGUGGAUCGAGUUCGGGAUCGGGAUCGGGAUCGGGAGUGAUAAUAAUAUUGAUCAUCAUCAGGAGCACUACAGAGGGGUGAGGCGGCGGCGGUGGGGGAAGUACGCGGCAGAGAUUCGCGACCCUAAGAGGCGCGGGUCGAGGGUGUGGCUGGGGACGUACGACACGGCGGUGGAGGCGGCGAGGGCUUAUGAUAGGGCGGCGUUCAGGAUGAGGGGCAGAAAGGCGAUCCUCAACUUCCCGCUGGAGGUGAAGCGGCCUUUGUAUUGCCACCCACAUCUCCUAGUGUAGAAGCACUCAUCAUUUACCAUACUUCGUUUAUCUUAAUCUCUUUUUAUUAAGAAAUAUACAAACUUCAU